Molecule: messenger RNA, 1727 nt
Organism: Otolemur garnettii (small-eared galago)
Lineage: Eukaryota; Metazoa; Chordata; Mammalia; Primates; Galagidae
Gene: GNB5
Product: G protein subunit beta 5
Exons: 11
Coding region: 111-1172 (353 amino acids)
Biological process (GO): G protein-coupled receptor signaling pathway; G protein-coupled dopamine receptor signaling pathway
Cellular component (GO): cytoplasm; heterotrimeric G-protein complex
Molecular function (GO): signaling receptor complex adaptor activity; protein binding
Source: RefSeq, a predicted model, not a curated record
GCGGGGCAGGGGCGGCGCUGGGGGGACGCGGCCGGAGCGGCGCCCGCCGCGGCUCAGCGCAUCCCCGCUCCCCGCUCCCCGCUCCCCUCCCGCCGCGUCCCCGCGCGAAGAUGGCUACGGACGGGCUGCACGAGAACGAGACGCUGGCGUCGCUGAAGAUCGAGGCCGAGAGCCUCAAGGGCAAGCUGGAGGAGGAGCGGGCCAAGCUGCACGACGUGGAGCUGCACCAGGUGGCAGAGCGGGUAGAGGCCCUGGGGCAGUUUGUCAUGAAGACCAGAAGGACCCUCAAAGGCCACGGGAACAAAGUCCUGUGCAUGGACUGGUGCAAAGACAAGAGGAGGAUCGUGAGCUCAUCCCAGGAUGGGAAGGUGAUUGUGUGGGACUCCUUCACUACCAACAAGGAGCACGCGGUCACUAUGCCCUGCACGUGGGUGAUGGCGUGUGCGUACGCACCGUCAGGAUGUGCCAUCGCUUGUGGUGGUUUAGAUAAUAAGUGUUCUGUGUAUCCACUGACAUUUGACAAGAAUGAAAACAUGGCUGCCAAGAAGAAGUCUGUUGCCAUGCACACCAACUACCUGUCGGCCUGCAGCUUCACCAACUCCGACAUGCAGAUCCUGACAGCAAGUGGGGACGGCACGUGCGCCCUGUGGGAUGUGGAAAGCGGACAGCUGCUGCAGAGCUUCCACGGCCAUGGGGCUGACGUCCUGUGCUUGGACCUGGCCCCCUCAGAAACCGGAAACACCUUCGUGUCUGGGGGAUGUGACAAGAAAGCCAUGGUUUGGGACAUGCGCUCCGGCCAGUGUGUGCAGGCCUUUGAAACACACGAAUCUGACAUCAACAGUGUCAGAUACUACCCGAGUGGAGAUGCCUUUGCUUCAGGAUCAGAUGAUGCUACGUGUCGUCUCUAUGACCUCCGGGCGGACAGGGAGGUUGCCAUCUAUUCCAAAGAGAGUAUCAUAUUUGGAGCAUCCAGCGUGGACUUCUCCCUCAGUGGUCGCCUGCUAUUUGCUGGAUACAAUGAUUAUACCAUCAAUGUCUGGGACGUUCUCAAGGGGUCUCGAGUCUCCAUCCUGUUUGGACAUGAAAACCGCGUUAGUACUCUACGAGUGUCCCCCGAUGGCACUGCUUUCUGCUCAGGAUCCUGGGAUCAUACCCUGAGAGUCUGGGCUUAAUCAUCUUCUCCCAAUGUAUGCGUACAUACCAGAGGAUAGAAUCUGAAAUAUUCACAUGUAAAUAGAUAAUACCUCUAGAGGAGUUUAAGGCUUACUACAAUUUAGCUUAAGGGAGCAACCCCACGGCCCAGAGUUCACAAAACAUCUCCACUAUUACUAUCAAAACUGCCACCCCUAGAAAUCUCCCAGUGGGAGCCUUCAACACUACAAGAAUACCUUCCAGUACAGUAUUUUUUAUUUCAAGCACUCUUAAAAAUGUAUCAUUUUUCAUGUUGUUUUAAAUUAUUCUAGUCGCAACUCUUUCUGUUACCAAUAGAAGUAAGCCUUUAAUAUAUUCCAUAUGAUUUCUUUGAAUGAGAUUCCUUUUCAGAGCACUUUAAAAUCUGAUUUUUCUUGAUGUGCACUGUGAAGUUUGGAGCCUUUCUCUGGAACUGUUGGUUUAAUGGACUGUAUAAAGACUGUUAAUUGUCUAUGAUAAAAGAAAAUUCCAAUUCUGAAUGUCAUUAGACAAAAUUACUUUUGUAAAAUGUGUUUUUGUUGUAAAUCUUUUUCAGC